Molecule: messenger RNA, 1933 nt
Organism: Hypanus sabinus (Atlantic stingray)
Lineage: Eukaryota; Metazoa; Chordata; Chondrichthyes; Myliobatiformes; Dasyatidae
Product: potassium/sodium hyperpolarization-activated cyclic nucleotide-gated channel 1-like
Exons: 9
Coding region: 96-1829 (577 amino acids)
Biological process (GO): transmembrane transport; potassium ion transport
Cellular component (GO): membrane
Molecular function (GO): voltage-gated potassium channel activity
Source: RefSeq, a predicted model, not a curated record
GCAGGGGAGAGGACCAGAGCAAGGGCACCGCCAAAUGUAACACGAACGGAGAGUACGGUCCGGGAGGCGCCGCGCACCGGGAGCAGCCUUCCACCAUGGAGGGGAAACCCAAGCAGGCUUACGGCGCAGAGCAGAAGGCGGACGGCAGUGUGGUCUCGGCGGGGCAGAGGAGGGAGACGGGGGACGAGCCGGAGAGGAACCGCCAGCAGCAGCAGGGCGGCAAGGAGCAGAACUCGGUGGGCUUCAAGAUCGAAGGGGGAGCUGCGGGAGACGAUCCGAUGUUCGGACAGGAUGGCGAGGACUUCCCGCAGUACAGCUCCAUGCAGAGCCACUUCACCGCCCUGCUCCAACCUGGAGUCAACAAGUUUUCCCUGCGGAUGUUCGGCAGCCAAAGGGCAGUCGAGAAAGAGCAGCAGCGGGUCAAAACGGCCGGUUAUUGGAUUAUACACCCCUACAGCGAUUUCCGGUUUUACUGGGACUUGAUAAUGCUGAUGCUUAUGGUUGGAAAUCUCAUAAUUAUUCCAGUGGGAAUCACCUUCUUCACAGAAUCAACAUCCACCAUUUGGAUUAUUUUUAAUGUUGCAUCUGAUACCUUCUUCCUUUUGGACUUGAUAGUCAAUUUUAGAACUGGAAUUGUUGUGGAGGACAAUGCUGAAAUCAUAUUGGACCCCAAGGUGAUCAAGUGGAAGUACUUGAAGAGCUGGUUUAUAAUAGAUUUUGUCUCUUCUAUACCAGUGGAUUAUAUAUUUCUGAUUAUAGAGAAAGGAUUUGAUUCUGAUGUUUACAAGACUGCUAGAGCACUAAGAAUUGUGAGGUUUACAAAAAUCCUCAGCCUCUUACGAUUGUUACGGCUUUCAAGACUUAUUCGAUAUAUACACCAAUGGGAGGAGAUAUUCCAUAUGACAUAUGACUUUGCCAGUGCUGUGGUGAGAAUAUUUAACCUCAUUGGAAUGAUGCUUCUGUUAUGCCACUGGGAUGGUUGUCUCCAGUUUCUAGUUCCAUUGCUUCAGGAUUUUCCCCCUGAUUGUUGGGUGUCCCUAAAUGGUAUGGUUAAUGAUUCAUGGGGGAUGCAGUACUCCUAUGCACUGUUCAAAGCGAUGAGUCACAUGCUUUGCAUUGGCUAUGGAGCUCGGGCACCAGUGUCGAUGUCUGAUCUCUGGAUAACCAUGCUGAGCAUGAUAGUUGGAGCUACAUGCUACGCAAUGUUUGUUGGCCAUGCGACAGCUCUCAUCCAGUCCUUAGACUCAUCAAGACGACAGUACCAGGAAAAGUACAAGCAAGUAGAACAAUACAUGUCCUUCCACAAGUUGCCCGCUGAUAUGCGGCAGAAGAUCCAUGAUUACUAUGAGCACCGUUACCAAGGCAAGAUUUUUGAUGAGGACAACAUUCUGGAGGAAUUAAAUGAUCCACUUCGGGAGGAGAUCGUCAAUUUCAACUGUCGGAAACUGGUUGCCACCAUGCCCCUGUUUGCAAACGCUGACCCAAGUUUUGUGACAAGCAUGUUAAGCAAGCUGAGAUUCGAAGUGUUCCAACCUGGAAAUUAUAUUGUGCGGGAAGGGUCCAUUGGGAAGAAAAUGUACUUCAUUCAACACGGAGUGGCUACUGUCAUCACUAAAUCAAACAAGGAAAUGAAGCUGUCAGAUGGUUCUUACUUUGGAGAAAUCUGCUUACUAACAAAAGGCCGCCGUACAGCCAGUGUGAAAGCUGACACCUACUGCCGACUCUACUCCCUCUCCGUAGAUCAUUUCAACGAAGUGCUGGAGCAGUACCCAAUGAUGCGAAGAGCAUUUGAAACUGUGGCAAUCGACAGACUGAACAGAAUUGACUGAACUACAUCCAGAAUACAGGGAAAAAAGGAGGGUUCAUCUGGAAAGAUAGGGAAGAAGAACUCUCUCUUAUUACAUAAAGUUCAAAGAGAUCUGAACACUGGUGU